CCCCGCAGACGAGCGCCAGUUGUCCGCAAGCCAGUGAAUGGUGACGGAGGUGCGCGCGUUGCUGCGUCGCUCUGUGUGGCUCGCUCGUCCCCGUAACCAUGAGUGACCGCCGCUGCCACCUGUCCGCCCUUGCCGCCGCGGCCGCCGCCCCGCCAGCCGUGUGUCCGUGGAUGUACAGUCUUCGUCUUACAAACUAACAACUCAGUAGUGACAUUGAGUACCACUGCAUUGCGCCGAACUGUGUGCACCCCCGCCGUGAGUGGUGCCCGCUGAGAGGAGGCUGCGUGGUGUCCAUGUGAGGACACGCUCAGCAGACUUCAUCUACUAUUCUAGUCAGAAUCAGCGGUACGCCCACGCCCGCCCACGCCCGUGGUUCCUCAACUAGUCAGUCUCACAUGAUGCUCCUGCUCACGCCCCUCGCGUCUUGCCCCCUCGAGUGUACCAGUGAGCGUGCAGUGCCGUAACCUGCCCUGAGCCGGAGACUAGUCAAGGGCGUGCGUGGAGACUCCCUUAGUGUGGGCGGCCAAGGCACCACCGCCACCAUGAAGUACGGUGACAACUUUGUGCGGUCGAUGCGCCGCUCGUUGCGCAUCAAGAAGAGCAAGAGCGUCACCAUCACCAACAACAACACCAUCAAGCGAAAGUCGGACUCGUUCGUCAACUCGCAGGAAUGGACCCUGUCCCGCGGAGUGCCAGAUCUGCGCCUCGGUAUCGUGGGCUCCCUCUCCUCGGGGAAGUCCGCUCUGGUCCACCGGUACCUGACGGGGUCGUACAUGCAGGAGGAAAGCCCCGAAGGCGGCCGCUUCAAGAAGGAAAUCGUGCUGGACGGCCAGAGUUACCUGCUCCUUAUCCGGGACGAAGGCGGACCCCCUGAGCUGCAGUUCACGGCCUGGGUGGAUGCCGUCAUCUUCGUGUUCAGCCUGGAGAAUGAGUCCUCCUUUAACGCCAUCUACAACUACUACGCCAAGAUGGCCCACUACCGCAAUACCGCCGAGGUGCCGCUCAUCCUGGUGGGCACGCAGGAUGGCAUCAGUGAGAACAACCCCCGUGUAAUCGACGACGGCCGCGCGCGCAAGCUGGCCUCCGAUCUGAAGAGGUGCUCCUACUACGAGACUUGCGCCACCUACGGUCUCAAUGUGGAGCGAGUGUUCCAUGAUGCAUGUUCCAAGAUUGUGGCACAGCGUCUAAGUCAACAGGGCCUCACACCCAACAAUUCUCGGCCCGGCACCCCGACUCACCUGCUUCGCUACGCCCCCACCAACAACGGUUACACUCCUGCCCCUUACUCCAACAUCCCCACGCCCCUCACACCCCAACUUACCUCAGGCCAGCAGAUCACACCGCCAAUCUCUGGUUCCUCACCUAGUCAUGUUUAUACCAACACCAUCACUAAGUUGCAAGCACUUGCCAAAUCAUCAAGCCAAAAAUUGCCAUUCCGGUCAAGAACACCUGAAGCUCAACUUCAAGUGCCUGAAGAGGAUGGCACCUUGAGGAGUAGCCAUGGGAGUGGUGCCGAGCUGACUGCCAUGACACGCACAGACUCCAUCCGGGAUGAUGGGUUCAAGCGGGUGAGUGCCCCUGGUGCUGUCACCACAGCCACCUUCAUGGCUCCCCCACCCCCACCCUCUACCACCACAACUACAAGCACCACGACCACACCUGCCAACAUCCUCACCGAUACCAUACCACCUCCUCGGGACAAUAAGGACCUCCCCACCCCCAGCUCCACCCCAACUACCUCCCGUAAGAGCCGGAGAAAGUCCAAUCUCUUCACUCCCAAGAAGAGUGAUGAGAAAGAGAAGAACAAGAAUGGGGAGGUGGGCAGUGGGCGAGCCAUCCCCAUCAAGCAGGGUUACCUCUACAAGAAAUCCAACAAGGCCCUCAACAAGGAUUGGAAGAAGAAGUAUGUCACCUUGUGUGAUAAUGGAAGACUCACCUAUCACCCUAGUCUGCACGAUUAUAUGGAAGAUGUGCAUGGGAAAGAAAUCUCACUCCAGUACACCACUGUGAAGGUUCCCGGCAUGAAGCCUCGAGGCUCCAAGGUGGUGGGAGGCAGUGGCAGCAGUGAUCCCCUUGCUUCAGAUCUGAACACCCUCAGCAUUAACCCCACAGGUACACCGGGCCCGCCCCUCGCUGGCCGAGCAUCACUCACCGGACCGGCACAGUCAAACAAAGACAAGGUGACUCUCAUGUCCUAUGAGACGCUCCAGGAUCCAGCAGGAGUCAAUGGCAUUGAUUCCAGCAGUAUCUCUUCCAAAAUUGAGACACCCAAUGUCAAGAAGCGACACAGAAGAAUGAAAAGCAGUGGAAACAAGAAUGCAGAGUGUGAAGACUCUGAUGGGUAUGAAUUCAGUCUGGUGUCCCUGGACAACAAACAGUGGCACUUUGAGGCAGCCAGCCAGGAGGAGCGGGAUGAGUGGGUGACAGUUAUUGAGCAGCAGAUUUUGUGCUCUCUUCAGGGCAAUGAGUCCAAUAAGAGCCGGACCCGCCAGGCCCACCCCAUUGAUCCACAGGCCAUCAUUACCAUCAAGAACCAAGUCCCUGGGAACCUCAACUGUGUUGACUGUGAUGCCCCCAAUCCUGAGUGGGCCAGUAUCAACCUCGGGGUGCUCAUGUGUAUUGAGUGCUCGGGCAUCCACAGGAACCUGGGCUCACAUAUAUCCAAAGUCAGGUCACUGGACCUUGACGAGUGGCCGUCUGGCCCAGUUGCAGUCAUGAUGGCUCUUGGAAAUGAAGUUGGCAACCAUGUGUGGGAAGCCAGUCUGCGAGGCCAAACCAAACCCAAUCCUCGCUCAAGCAGGGAAGACAAGGAACGCUGGAUCAGGGCCAAGUAUGAGGGUAAAGAGUUCUUGGCUCACCCUCAGUCAAACAUCCCCUUAAAUGAACAAAUUGUAGACUGUAUGUGUUGUGGAGACACCAAGCGACUCUCAGCACUGCUUCCCCAUGCAGGGGACGCCAUCAAUAACCCACUGGCACCUCCUCGAGACCUGAGGACACCCUUGCACUUGGCUGCCAGCUUUCCCUCCUUACCCUGUGUACAGCUGCUUCUCUGGUACAAUGCCAAUGUGAAAGCAUGUGAUGCAGAUGGACGUUCAAGCCUCUUCUAUGCCCGAAGGGCAGGAGACAAGGAAGUUAUUGAUCUUUUACUGCAGAAUGGUUGCCCAGACACUAGUCUGGUGGUGCCACCUCAUACCCCUGCCCUUAGCCACUCCACCCUGCCACACUCCACCACCAGCACCACACAGCCAUCUACUCUUCCACGGAGGAAAGGGUCCAUCAGCCGAAAGCCAGAUCUUGAUAAACUUCAAGCUAGUGUGAUAUGAGAUAGUCAUACUCUUCCCUUAAGGCGGGUGGAAUGCAUGACAGUUUCAGAUUUCACCAUAUGAUUGUGAUCUAAAGUUUAAUACUACAUUCCUGGUCUUGAUUUGUAUUUAUGGAGUUCAUAUUAUCACUUAAUAAAUUACAUUAUUUUUUUGUUUUACAUUUGAAAAAUUCAUCUUGGUUUUUCAUCACUCAUAGUCAGAGUCAUCCAAUGACAUCUUCAAAACUGUCCAUUUCUUUCCUCAUUCCUGUGUGUGUAGUGAGUCUCUUUAGGAAAGUGCUUCCUGAAAUAAUUACGCCAAAUAUCCCACAUUGCUAUUCCAAGUAGGCUCCCAGAUCACACUCAGUAUUAGAGGAUCCUGAGGCACUCACAUCAAUUUCCAGGAGUCUACCACUGAAUAGUGAAGCAUCCUCAGCUGGGAGUGCUCUGUGGUGUCCCAUCUCUUGUGUGCGGGACACCUGCAACUCAAGGUAGUCACUCAUGUCAUAAACUAACAUAUUUUUUGAAAGUAUUGGUGGUGAUUAUUACAAAAUUGUUUAUACAAGAGAUGUGCUCACCAUACUACCAUUUGUACACAUCAUCAUCCUGCACCUCCCACUGUCAUCACCUGUACAUAGAGAUGUCUUGAAGGAUUACUUGUACCAAAGGUUGAAUGCGAGUGAGAUUUAUAAUGUAGAUUUAUGUAUGUAUGGUAUUGGUUUAGUCACAGUGUAUCCUGCUCAAGAUACAAAAUUAUUAAGCCAAAGUUCAUGUAAUAAUAUUAUUAUAGACACACCAGGAAGGUGUGUAAGUGUUCCACCGGCCUGUUGGAGGAAGAACAUUCUCAGACACAGUUUUCAGAGGUCAAAAAUAGAUAUAUGGUCAGUAAACAUGAGUUAACAGGAACCUCACAUUAUCAAGUAAUAUUUGCUACCAGUGAGCUAAAAAAGAAAAAAAAAUGCUCAUUUUGCUGGCAUGUCAGAUAAAAGACAGUCGUUUUCCUCAUCAACUUUUCUGCCAUGACUGUUCUGACUGGUGUCUUGGAUGUUAUUUUCUUCCAUCGUUGUGCCAUGUUCUUCAUUGUUCUUUCAUGUAUAUUUGUGUGUCUGCUGUUCACUUAGAAGGUUAUGACACAUACCAGGUGAGCAGCAACAUGAUAUCAUUUGAUGCAUAUAUCAUAUUCAUUGAGACAGAAUCAUUUUGUGGAUAUUGUUAGUGUACAAAUUUGUUACUUAGCUAUUGUCUGUAAAUUUGUACAUACAUAUAUUAUAUAUAAAUAUAUAUAUUUGA
Scylla paramamosain (green mud crab) is the source of this 4591-nucleotide messenger RNA. RefSeq names its product centaurin-gamma-1A-like (gene CenG1A). The coding region runs from base 543 to 3323 and encodes 926 amino acids. Gene Ontology annotation, biological process: activation of GTPase activity. The transcript has 15 exons. The record is from RefSeq and is a predicted model, not a curated record. NCBI's taxonomy places the organism in Eukaryota, Metazoa, Arthropoda, Malacostraca, Decapoda, Portunidae. Gene Ontology annotation, molecular function: GTP binding; protein binding; GTPase activator activity.